AUGGUCGGAGCAAAGAGAAAGACCCUGGCUGGCAGCAUCUCGCCCUCGACAACGGCGUCUCAGAUCGACGAUGGCGAGCCGCUGCUCAACAAAGACGGCACACGUCGCAAGUCGCGCGUGUUGCGACGCAAGACAGACCACUCGAUCAUCGAAAGACGCAGACGAGAGAAGAUCAACGAGAAGCUUGUCGCUCUACAGAGCAUCGUUCCAGCCUGCCGCAAGGAGUGUCAAGACCUCAUCGAGAAGAAGUAUGUCACACCACUCCGCGCCACUGACGACAACGAAGCGGACAAGAACAGCACAGCGAUCAAACGUGACGCCAAGCGCAAGCGGGAAGCGGAAAGACUGGACAAGGCCAAGAACGAAAUGAGCGAAAAGGUCCGGACGACCAUGGUCCUCGAGAAGCUCUGCAUCAUCAGCCACACGCUCGACUUUGUCGUCAGACUGCAAGAAGAGAACAAGGCCUUGCGAGCGCUCUGCGACUGCCAGUCUGAGCGUCGCACCUCCAUCAACAGCACUAUUGAGCUUGAAGAGCACUACCGCAGUGCUCAUGGUAACGAUGCUGUCGAGGAAGGUGUUGAGCUACAAGAGGGGGAGAGGGUUCCUGGCUCGCCCUCCAGCUCGUCCGAGCCAAACAGUAUCCCGUCAGAAGAGCAAGAGAGACCGAGCAAGCGCAGACUGCACUGGGGGAGCGAUGAGGUCCGCAAAGCAUCCGUUCGAAGCGAAUUCUGUCGCCACAGGUGUGAUGUUCAUUCCCACGACGAGGCUCGUCACCGAGAGCGAUCGCUGUCGCCUACUAUAUCCGAGCUCGACUGCGAUACAGCCAAAGAGAGCAAGGCUUGGGUGUCGUCAGCCUCUCGCGAGGCACCUCGUUCUGCACUACCUUGCAGCGCAACUACUUCUGACGCAGGCCCUUGCAGUUCGUUUUGCAGAACACAGCACUCGUGCUGUCGAGAGGAAGAGCAGGGCUCCGACACCUCUACCGAUGGCCCAGACGAUCCCACCUCGCCACCUCUCGAUCCAACUCAAAGGCGAGUCCUUGCUGUCGGUGGCCAACACAGCUACUUUGGACGUCAAAAACUUCCGUCAUUCGUCAAUCUCGGGUUGCCGAAACUUGAUGCUCACUUUCCAACUCUACGUCAAGACGCUUUCGCCUCGCUUUAUCGCCGGGAUCCACCCAAAUCGUCAGAGCUCCCUGCCGGACGACGACCUUUCCGUCCAUUGUCUCUGUAUACAUCUCACGCGCCGCCUUCCACCUUACCUCAUGUCAAUCCGUAG
Messenger RNA from Pseudozyma hubeiensis SY62, 1278 nucleotides. RefSeq lists its product as hypothetical. Gene Ontology annotation, biological process: regulation of transcription by RNA polymerase II. The transcript has a single exon. The coding region runs from base 1 to 1278 and encodes 425 amino acids. Gene Ontology annotation, molecular function: DNA-binding transcription factor activity, RNA polymerase II-specific; RNA polymerase II cis-regulatory region sequence-specific DNA binding; protein dimerization activity. NCBI's taxonomy places the organism in Eukaryota, Fungi, Basidiomycota, Ustilaginomycetes, Ustilaginales, Ustilaginaceae. The record is from RefSeq and is a predicted model, not a curated record.